Molecule: messenger RNA, 336 nt
Organism: Colletotrichum karsti
Lineage: Eukaryota; Fungi; Ascomycota; Sordariomycetes; Glomerellales; Glomerellaceae
Exons: 1
Coding region: 1-336 (111 amino acids)
Source: RefSeq, a predicted model, not a curated record
AUGUCACAGCAUCCACAUCCACAUCCCAACCCCUCAUCCUCCGCCUCCGAUCCAACGACCCCGCUCGACCCUCCCUCCGCCCGCUCCGUCUGGAUCGCCGACAACUGGAUCUAUCUUGUCGCCAGCACUGCUGUGGCUCAAGGCCUUCAUUACCGACACAUCGCUCGAAGCCGCAAACCGAACCCGAACUCGCUGAAGAAUGCCCGCUUUUGGGCCCUAGCAAGCGGCGGAUGGAUGCUCUCGUACCUCGGCAUCAGCACCCUCGUCGCCGUCGCCCAGGCCCGCGUUAACCACUACCGCGACCCCGAUAACCGCCCCCAGUAUCGCAAUCCUUGA